Musa acuminata AAA Group (dessert banana) is the source of this 3260-nucleotide messenger RNA. Its product is annotated as photosystem I P700 chlorophyll a apoprotein A2. Gene Ontology annotation, cellular component: membrane; thylakoid; photosystem I. The transcript has a single exon. Gene Ontology annotation, biological process: photosynthesis. The coding region runs from base 594 to 2798 and encodes 734 amino acids. The record is from RefSeq and is a predicted model, not a curated record. Lineage: Eukaryota; Viridiplantae; Streptophyta; Magnoliopsida; Zingiberales; Musaceae.
UGAUAAAGCAAAUCUUGGUUUUCGUUUUCCUUGUGAUGGACCUGGAAGAGGGGGGACAUGUCAAGUAUCUGCCUGGGAUCAUGUCUUCUUAGGUCUAUUCUGGAUGUACAAUGCGAUUUCCGUAGUUAUUUUCCAUUUCAGUUGGAAAAUGCAGUCGGAUGUUUGGGGUACUAUAAGUGAUCAAGGGGUAGUAACUCAUAUUACAGGAGGAAACUUUGCGCAGAGUUCCAUUACUAUUAAUGGGUGGCUUCGAGAUUUCUUAUGGGCACAGGCAUCUCAGGUAAUUCAGUCUUAUGGUUCUUCAUUAUCUGCAUAUGGUCUCUUUUUCUUAGGUGCUCAUUUUGUCUGGGCUUUCAGUUUAAUGUUUCUAUUCAGUGGCCGUGGUUAUUGGCAAGAACUCAUUGAAUCCAUCGUUUGGGCUCAUAACAAAUUAAAAGUUGCUCCUGCUACUCAGCCUAGAGCCUUGAGCAUUGUACAAGGACGUGCUGUAGGAGUAACCCAUUACCUUCUGGGUGGAAUUGCCACAACAUGGGCAUUCUUCUUAGCAAGAAUUAUUGCAGUAGGAUAAUGGCUAGGAGGAUUUGAAAGGCAUUAUGGCAUUAAGAUUUCCGAGGUUUAGCCAAGGCUUAGCUCAGGACCCCACUACUCGUCGUAUUUGGUUUGGUAUUGCUACCGCACAUGACUUCGAGAGUCAUGAUGAUAUUACUGAGGAACGUCUUUAUCAGAACAUUUUUGCUUCUCACUUUGGGCAAUUAGCAAUAAUCUUUCUGUGGACGUCCGGAAAUCUCUUUCAUGUAGCUUGGCAAGGAAAUUUUGAGUCAUGGAUACAAGACCCUUUACAUGUAAGACCUAUUGCUCAUGCAAUUUGGGAUCCUCAUUUUGGUCAACCAGCUGUAGAAGCCUUUACUCGAGGAGGUGCUACCGGUCCAGUGAAUAUCGCUUAUUCCGGCGUUUAUCAGUGGUGGUAUACAAUCGGAUUACGCACUAAUGAAGAUCUUUAUACUGGAGCUCUUUUUCUAUUAUUUCUUUCUGCUAUAUCCUUAAUAGCGGGUUGGUUACACUUACAACCAAAAUGGAAACCAAGCGUUUCGUGGUUCAAAAAUGCCGAAUCUCGUCUAAAUCAUCAUUUGUCAGGACUUUUCGGAGUGAGUUCUUUGGCUUGGACAGGACAUUUAGUUCAUGUCGCUAUUCCAGGAUCCAGGGGACAGUACGUCAGAUGGAAUAAUUUUUUAGAUGUAUUACCCUAUCCUCAAGGGUUGGGACCACUUUUUACGGGUCAGUGGAAUCUUUAUGCCCAAAACCCUGAUUCGAGUAGCCAUUUAUUUGGUACUUCCCAAGGAACAGGAACUGCCAUUCUAACCCUUCUCGGUGGAUUUCAUCCACAAACGCAAAGUUUAUGGCUGACCGAUAUUGCUCAUCAUCAUUUAGCUAUUGCAUUUAUUUUCCUGAUCGCUGGUCAUAUGUAUAGAACUAACUUCGGGAUUGGGCACAGUAUCAAAGAUCUUUUAGAAACACAUAUUCCUCCAGGGGGUCGAUUAGGGCGUGGGCAUAAGGGUCUUUAUGACACAAUCAAUAAUUCGCUUCAUUUUCAAUUAGGUCUUGCUCUAGCCUCUUUAGGGGUUAUUACUUCCUUAGUAGCUCAACACAUGUACUCUUUACCUGCUUAUGCAUUCAUAGCACAAGACUUUACUACUCAAGCUGCGUUAUAUACUCAUCACCAAUACAUCGCAGGGUUUAUCAUGACAGGAGCCUUUGCUCAUGGAGCUAUAUUCUUCAUUAGAGAUUACAAUCCAGAACAGAAUGAGGAUAAUGUAUUGGCAAGAAUGUUAGACCACAAAGAAGCUAUCAUAUCUCAUUUAAGUUGGGCCAGCCUGUUUCUUGGGUUCCAUACCUUGGGCCUUUAUGUUCAUAACGAUGUUAUGCUCGCUUUUGGUACUCCGGAAAAACAAAUCUUGAUUGAACCUAUAUUUGCCCAAUGGAUACAAUCCGCUCAUGGUAAGACUUCAUAUGGGUUCGAUGUACUCUUAUCUUCAACGAAUGGCCCAGCAUUCAAUGCAGGUCGAAGCAUAUGGUUACCGGGCUGGUUGAAUGCUGUUAAUGAGAAUAGUAAUUCACUCUUCUUAACAAUAGGUCCUGGGGACUUCUUGGUUCAUCAUGCUAUUGCUCUAGGUUUGCAUACAACUACACUGAUUUUAGUAAAAGGUGCUUUAGAUGCACGUGGUUCCAAGUUAAUGCCAGAUAAAAAGGAUUUCGGUUAUAGUUUUCCUUGCGACGGCCCAGGACGCGGCGGUACUUGUGAUAUUUCUGCUUGGGACGCAUUUUAUUUGGCAGUUUUCUGGAUGUUAAAUACCAUUGGGUGGGUUACUUUUUAUUGGCAUUGGAAACACAUCACUUUAUGGCAGGGUAACGUUUCACAAUUUAAUGAAUCUUCCACUUAUUUAAUGGGAUGGUUAAGAGAUUAUCUAUGGUUAAACUCUUCACAACUUAUCAAUGGAUAUAAUCCUUUUGGUAUGAAUAGUUUAUCCGUAUGGGCGUGGAUGUUCUUAUUUGGACAUCUUGUUUGGGCUACUGGAUUUAUGUUUUUAAUUUCUUGGCGCGGAUAUUGGCAGGAAUUGAUUGAAACUUUAGCAUGGGCUCAUGAACGCACACCUUUGGCUAAUUUGAUUCGAUGGAGAGAUAAGCCAGUGGCUCUUUCCAUUGUGCAAGCAAGAUUGGUUGGAUUAGCCCACUUUUCCGUAGGCUAUAUAUUCACUUAUGCAGCUUUCUUGAUUGCCUCUACAUCAGGAAAAUUUGGUUAAUUUUAAUUUAGUUAUUUAUUAUUUUUUUUAUGUACUGUAUCAGCAACAAUCUCAUUUGUUUCGAUGGAGAGGGAGGAUCUACCUUCUUAUAUUUUUACAUCUAGGAUCCGAACUGUAUCAUUGAUAAUAAUAGGAACUGAACAUUAUAUUAUGGCAAGAAAAAGUUUGAUUCAGAGGGAGAAGAAGCGGCAGAAAUUGGAACAGAAAUAUCAUUUGAUUCGUCGAUCCUCAAAAAAAAAAAUAAGCAAAGUUCCAUCAUUGAGUGAAAAAUGGGAAAUUCAUGGAAAAUUGCAAUCCCCACCACGUAAUAGUGCACCUAUACGUCUCCAUCGACGUUGUUUUUUGACUGGAAGACCUAGAGCUAACUAUCGAGACUUUGGGCUAUCCGGACACAUACUUCGAGAAAUGUUUCAUGCAUGUUUGUUACCGGGCGCAAUAAGAUCAAGUUGGUAAAGAGAAAAA